ACGAGUCGGUUUCCACAAUCUCGUCACAGUUUUUUUUAUCGAGUCAACAAAUUUUUUUAGUUCUAUAUUAUUUUAAAUGUAGUGUGGACGUGUAUUUAAAAGAUGGUGUCGUGUAAAUUAUUAAGUUUCAGCGCGUUUUUCGUGCUCUCAGUUAGUGUUAAAUUAAGUGUCACUCAGGUAGAUGUUGGUACAGACACGACAAGUCCGGACCCACUAUCAACAACAAUAUGUACGACAUGCUCCUGCGCAGAUGGUGUGGUCAACUGUAUGAAUCUGAACCUCACUACAUUUUUUGAAAUUCCUGAUUGGGAUGGUCUCAAGGAUUUCAAACCUCUAUCAGUGAAUCUAAGCCAGAAUUCCAUCACACACAUAUCAAGGAUAUCAAAAUUACCUAUCCGAGAAUUGAACCUGUCUAAUUGCGAUAUUCAGACAAUAGAAGAUGGAAGCUUCAUAUAUUUGGAAGAUUUAGCAAUUCUGGAUUUAUCUAAUAAUAAAAUAUCCACCUCAGCAAUUAACAAGAAGGUUUUUGCUGGUCCUCUAGGCAUACUUGGUCCAGUGAACUUCAAAAAUAUGCAGUAUCUAAGUUUAGCUAAUAACGACCUACACUCGUUGGCACAAGAUCUAUUUUUGUUUAUGCCUGACUUGCUGCAUUUGGAUUUGAGUGACAAUCCCCUAGCUUUCAUAGAUCAGGUCACUAUGGGUGCUAUUUCUGAUUUGAAGUACUUAAGGGAGCUAAGACUAAGCAACUGUGAACUGGAGACGUUGCCUGAUGGUCUACUCAGAAGACAGAGGAAAUUACGACGUCUGGACCUAAGUAACAAUAGGUUUACCACAAUCCCAGCAGUCCUGAAAGAAGCUCCCAGUCUGGUGUAUUUGAAUCUGGAUAGGACGCCUAUACAGACAUUGGAUUCUAGCGCGUCUUUAGGCAAUUUGACAAAAUUACAAGAACUAAGUUUAAGUAGGCUGAGUAGACUUCAGAACGUGUCAGCGGGGGCGUUAGCUGGUCUAGGUGACUUAGUCAUUCUAAGGAUGAACUACAACCCUAGACUGACUAAUCUAGACCCAGAUUUUCUGGUGUCGAAGAAUGAAGAUGAUGAGGAGUUGUGGCCGAAUCUUAGAGAGUUAUACCUAAAUAACAAUAAUCUAUCCACCAUAGACUCUGGAAUACUAGAUAACUGGAAGGAGUUGGUGGCAGCAGACUUUUCAACCAAUCCAUUUAUUUGUGACUGUAAGAAUCAGUGGGUGGUCGACGUGCUUGUACCGUUGUUAGUCACGAUGUCUGCUAACUCCACUAUUAAUAAUAUGGUUUGUAAAAAGCCGGCCGAACUGAAAGGCUUAACGUUUGGCCAGCUGAACGAGGCCUCAAAAACUUUAGUCUGCUCCGAGGCUGAGAGUAUCACAGAGGUACAGGUCUCCAAUAUGGCGAUAAUCCUAGGAAUUAUGAUUGGUAUAGUAGUAACCUUCCCAAUGGUAUUGGUGUUAGUUCUCCUAUGGAGACGAGGGUUCUUCUCCAGGUUGAGAGAAGGCAAGCCAGACUAUGAUGAAGAAGCUGAAGAUCUGUAGAUAUUUCUAGAAGAUUAGUCUUAGUGGACUCGGGUAUGUCCUAAAACUGCGACCAGCCACCGAGAGAAGAAAACUGAAAUCCCCAACUAAAUUUCCAAGUGUGGGGAUUAUGGAAAAUCCUUCUAUAGCGGGGAUUUUGUUCAGCAGUGGACGUCUGAUGACGAUGUUGAAGAAUAUAGUGUCAAAUGCAGAAGAAGAAUAUAUUAAAUGUAACACCCACUUUUCACCAGUUUUGUUAUGAGUCCCAUGUAAUAGGGGGUGAAUUUCAAGAUUUGAAAAACCCUUAUAGUUAGUUUGUCGAAGCGAGUAAAAUAAAUUCGGUAUGUCAGAUACUGAAGAGACAGAGAAUAAAGUACUUACCUGCGUAACGUAUCUAUGUUUGUAUCAAACUGAAAUUUAUGUGUAUUUUGUGAAUAUAUAUUCUGUCAAUGAAAU
Molecule: messenger RNA, 1998 nt
Organism: Spodoptera litura
Lineage: Eukaryota; Metazoa; Arthropoda; Insecta; Lepidoptera; Noctuidae
Product: leucine-rich repeat transmembrane protein FLRT1
Molecular function (GO): protein binding
Source: RefSeq, a predicted model, not a curated record